GUUGUUGCUAGGCUGAACACGCGCCUCCCGUCGUCCGCCGAACAAAGGAGCCAGCUUUCCGAUUCCACUCCACAGUUGUCCAACCAGCCAGCCUGCACCGCCACCGCUCCGCCGGCCAUGGCCUUGGCGACGCCGCUCCGCCACCUCAUCGCCGGCCAACCCGCAGCUCCGGAGUCCACCGGAGCGCCGGCGUCCCUCACUGCGCAACGCGCCUUCCUCCCCCACCACCGCGGCCGCCUGCACGCCAGGUUCACCGCGUCGCCGUCCGCUGGGACAACCAGGGUCGUGGCCACGGCGGCGGCGGGCGCGGCGGGGCGGCCGACGGUGCUGGUGACGGAGAAGCUGGGCGCCGCGGGGCUGGAGCUGCUGCGGUCGUUCGCGAACGUGGACUGCGCGUACGAGCUCACGGCCGAGGAGCUCCGCGCCAAGGUGUCGCUGGUGGACGCGCUGGUGGUGCGCAGCGCCACGCGGGUGUCGCGGGAGGUCUUCGAGGCGGCGCGCGGGCGGCUCCGCGUCGUCGGCCGCGCCGGCGUGGGCAUCGACAACGUCGACCUGCAGGCCGCCACCGAGGCCGGCUGCCUCGUCGUCAACGCCCCCACCGCUAACACCGUCGCCGCCGCCGAGCACGCCGUCGCGCUCCUCGCCGCCAUGGCGCGCAAUGUCGCCCAGGCCGACGCCUCGCUCAAGGCUGGAAAAUGGCAGCGUAGCAAAUAUGUCGGCGUUUCCUUGGUGGGGAAGACACUGGCUAUCAUGGGCUUUGGAAAGGUUGGCUCAGAAGUGGCUCGCCGUGCGAAAGGACUUGGAAUGGAUGUUAUUGCUCAUGACCCAUAUGCUCCUGUUGAUAGAGCCCGGGCGAUCGGUGUAGAUCUUGUAUCGUUUGAUGAGGCCAUCUCUACUGCAGACUUCAUAUCACUUCAUAUGCCUCUUACACCAUCAACAACAAAACUUUUCGAUGACGAGACUUUUGCAAAAAUGACAAAAGGAGUUAGGAUUAUUAAUGUUGCAAGGGGUGGAGUAGUUGAUGAAGAAGCUUUGCUAAGAGCACUUGAUAAUGGGACUGUUGCACAGGCAGCACUUGAUGUGUUCUUUGAAGAGCCACCACCAAAAGACAGCAAGUUAGUACACCAUGAAAAUGUCACUGUGACGCCGCACCUUGGAGCUAGCACUAUGGAAGCACAGGAAGGUGUAGCCAUUGAAAUUGCAGAGGCUGUUAUUGGCGCGUUGAAAGGUGAACUGGCUGCUACUGCUGUUAAUGCCCCAAUGGUCCUUGCCGAGGUUUUAUCCGAGUUAUCCCCAUAUAUUGUCCUUGCUGAGAAGCUGGGCCGGCUUGCUGUGCAACUUGUGGCUGGUGGAAGUGGGAUUAAGGGAGUCAAGGUUGUCUACUCAUCAGCUAGGGACCCAGAUGACUUGGACACAAGGAUUCUCCGAGCCAUGAUUACCAAAGGCAUCGUUGAACCCAUUUCAAGUGCAUUUGUUAACAUUGUCAAUGCUGACUACGUCGCCAAGCAAAGAGGGCUUCGCAUAAUCGAGGAGAGAAUUCUCCUUGAUGGUUCUCCUGAGGUGCCUAUAAACUCUAUCCAGGUCCAACUUGCCAAUGUAGAGUCCAAGUUUGCGGGCGCGCUAUCUGAUGAAGGUGAUAUCAGAGUGGAAGGGAAGGUUAAGGAUGGCACGCCGCAUCUCACGCUCGUUGGGCCUUUCAGUGUUGACGUUAGUCUUGAGGGUAACCUAAUACUGUGCCGCCAAGUCGACCAGCCGGGAAUCAUCGGCAAGGUGGGUUCCAUUCUGGGGAAGAUGAAUUUAAAUGUGAAUUUUAUGAGCGUUGGAAGGAUUGCUCCAGGAAAGCAGGCCAUAAUGGCCAUUGGGAUUGAUGAGGAGCCUGAGAAGGAGGCUCUCAAGUUGAUUGGAGAGACGCCAUCAGUACAGGAGUUUGUCUUCCUUAAGCUUUAGAGCAAGGAGGUAUUAUUUUUUUCUAUGUAACAUCUGCUAUAUUGGCAUGCUAGAUAUUUUGCAAGUUUGUCUAGUUUUUGUGUAGGGUAACAUUUUUUAGUCUAUCGAGACAAGCCACUCGUAGAUAUAUCAGUAAGCGCAAAGUGUGAGUA
Messenger RNA from Lolium perenne, 2099 nucleotides. RefSeq names its product D-3-phosphoglycerate dehydrogenase 1, chloroplastic. NCBI's taxonomy places the organism in Eukaryota, Viridiplantae, Streptophyta, Magnoliopsida, Poales, Poaceae. Gene Ontology annotation, biological process: L-serine biosynthetic process. Gene Ontology annotation, molecular function: phosphoglycerate dehydrogenase activity; NAD binding. The record is from RefSeq and is a predicted model, not a curated record. Gene Ontology annotation, cellular component: chloroplast stroma.